This is a messenger RNA of Pleurotus ostreatus (oyster mushroom), 933 nucleotides long. RefSeq lists its product as uncharacterized. NCBI's taxonomy places the organism in Eukaryota, Fungi, Basidiomycota, Agaricomycetes, Agaricales, Pleurotaceae. The transcript has 3 exons. Bases 1 to 933 code for a protein of 310 amino acids. The record is from RefSeq and is a predicted model, not a curated record.
AUGUUUGUCCCUUUCUUCACCAAACGAGCGUCAAAGAGAGAGCUUGAACGUCGUAAAGGUGGUGGCGGUCGUGGUGGCGGUUCAAGCGCAGGGGGAUCCCGAGGUGGCAGCUCAAGUUCUUCAUCUGGGGGUUCAAGUAGGAGUUCAGGCAGCGUCGGCGGCGGUUCGAGCGGCAGAUCGUCCACUGUGUCGACGGGAUCUGGUACCCGUGGGGUGAGUUCCGCUGGAAAUGGUGGUGGGCGAGUCGCAUCAAUACCCGCCGGACAACCAUUCGCAGGUCGCUCAGUUGGAGGAGGGACAAGGCAACAAGUAGUUGGCUCUGCGCAAUACGGAAGUGGGUAUCCUGGUGUAGCAGGCCGUGGCGUUGCAGGCCGUGGCUUCCCCUUCUACUUCUGGCCCGUCGCUUGGGGAGGAGCUGCUGGUGCAGGGACGGGCGCCUACUUACACACCAAUGAAUAUGGUCGACACGAUAAUUCCAGUCGUCCAGGCGGGGCUCAGGUUACAGCAACCUUCAUAUCAAACUCCAAUGGUACAAACACCUUCCGCCUGAUGUCAGACACUGCAACGGUGACAUCGCUGAUCGAGGGCAUCCGGGGCAAUUGUUCAUCGUCGCUUGCAGCCAAUAGCUCAACAUCGUCAUCUGCCUUCGAUCCCAACGGGUUACCCAAGCCAGAACAAACUGUUCAAUACUAUCGUGCCAGCAGUGUCGCUCUCACGUUCGACGGCUACAAUAAUACUGGUGCGCUUGCCGGCGAAGGGACGCCUGAUACGCCUCUACCCGCCGGGCUCGACGCCACUCUGCUCAAUUGCCUGAAUGCAACAAUAAUUAACAAUGUACCCUUGGUGGAUGCUGCGGACAUACGGUGGUCGGCACCAAGCAUCGCUCUACUGCCCUUAUUCUGGAUUGCAUGGUUCAUAUCUGCGCGCCUCUAA